AUGAAAGCGGAGGUUAUUAUUUUUGAAAAUGAAAUGAAGAAUCAAACAGAAUUAAUGAACAAAAACAAAACACAAAUAUCGGCUGCAAGAGAGAAGAUGAACGAAACUGUGGACGAUCGUAUUCGCUUAUUAAAGGAGUAUAAAGCGAUAAUGAACGCUAAGUUCGACGAAAUUAAUCAAGCACAUCAAAAAGCUCACGCAACACAUUUGGAAAACUUCCAGCUCGCUGUUGCACAGUUGAAAAGUUCUUUGGAAAAGGGGGAGAAUAUCUUGAAGAGGAAUAUCAAUGCUGAAAUUCUGCAAACGAAGCCAAUGAUUAUUGAACGCUGCGAGGACCUUUUGAACACGAAAAAGCCUGAUAUAUACAAACCACCUCGUGUUCAUUACGCAGUAGAACAGAAAUUGGAUAUUUCGGAUCGAGUUGUUGUGAGUCAUACGGAUCCCUCAUCGACACUUGUCAAAGGUCUUUGUGAGAAGGUAGAAGAACAGAAUGAGACAUAUUUUACUAUUAUCACGAGGGAUUUAGAGGAAAGACAGAGUUAUAAUGAUGAUGACAUAAACUGUGAAAUUCGCACUUCAACAGGGGAUAGCUUGGGAAAGGAUCUUAAGAUUGAAGACGCGGGAGAUGGUAGUUAUACAAUUAAAUACACACCAGAUCAUAUUGGAUUAUAUGAAGUAAAAUUGAAAUAA
This is a messenger RNA of Pocillopora meandrina, 690 nucleotides long. NCBI's taxonomy places the organism in Eukaryota, Metazoa, Cnidaria, Anthozoa, Scleractinia, Pocilloporidae. The record is from the annotation of a GenBank genome assembly.